AUGGAGCGAGAGGGAAGCAAGGUGGAGGAGGCGAAAAGGAGAGGAAGACCGACGAAGGCAGAGGCUUGGUGUAGGGAAAGGACGGGGAGUCUAGGGAAUAUAGAAGAUUUGCUUAAGAGAGGAAAGAGGAAGGAGUGGGGAGGGGAGGAGGAGAUGGAAGUAAGGGAAGUAGAGGAAAUAUUUAAAAGAAGUAAGAAAGUAGAAAGAACGCCAGAAAAGUUGGGGAUAGGAAAAGCGGAAUUGGAGCAAAUGCUAAGAGGGUUGAUGGAGGGAAUGAGGAAAGAUAUUGGAGAGGAUUUAAAGAAGAUAGGGAAGGGGGUGGAAGAGGGAAGAGAAGAAAUGCUGAGGCAACUGAGCGAGAUGAAAGAGAGCUGGGAAAGAGAAAGAGCGGAGCUAAGAGGGAAGAUAGAGAUGCUUGAAAAGAAAGUGGAAAGGUUAAAAUUAAAAGAGAAAAAAGAGGAAGGAGGGGAGACAGGUGAGGAGGAAAGGAGGGAGUUGAGUAAGAAGGUGAGGGAGUUGGUAACAAGAAUAGAUAAAAAGGAAAGGGAAGGGAGAAGAAGGAAUUUGAUAAUAAAAGAUGUGAAGGUGGAAGGGAAGGGGAAGGAAGAAGUGGUAGAAGAGAUUUGGGGGAGGAUAGGGGUGAAAGAGAAAAUAGAAGAAGUAAGGAGGAUAGGCAAAGUGGAUAGAGAGGGGAGAGGUAGGUUGAUGGUGAAGAUGGAAGGAGUGGAGGGAAAGAGGAAGGUAAUGAUGGCAAGAAGGAAAUUAAAAGGGAGGCCGGAAAGAAUAGAAGACGAUAGAACAGAGGAAGAAAGGCGAGCAAGGUGGAAGAUAAAGAGAGAGGCGGAAAGAGAGAGAAGAGAGGGACAGAGGGUACAGAUUGGGUACAUGAAGAUGUGGGUUAAUAAUGAGUUGAGAAGAUGGGAUGAAGUAGUGGAAAAGUGGAUAGAGGAACAGGGAACCGGGCAGAGGGGGGUUCAGGUCAGAGAUGGGAAGGCGAAAGAGGGAUGGAAAGAAAUGUAA
Molecule: messenger RNA, 1020 nt
Organism: Hylaeus volcanicus
Lineage: Eukaryota; Metazoa; Arthropoda; Insecta; Hymenoptera; Colletidae
Exons: 1
Coding region: 1-1020 (339 amino acids)
Source: RefSeq, a predicted model, not a curated record